AAUCCCCUCCCACCUCUCCUCCACCAUGGACGUCAGCACCACCGUGAUGAAUCGACCAACGCCGCCGUUCCCCUCCCCUCGUCGGACCGUUGCUUUCUCUCCAAUCGAGUUCAUCCUCGCCCUCGUCGCUGUCAUCAUCAUCCCUGCUCUUGUCUACUCCUUCUUCAUCGCCAUCAAGUGUUCCCCCAAUCUCCUCCGCCUCUGGCCGCGGAGAUCCGCCAGGCUAUCCGGCACCGCCGUCACCGUGGUGGCUGUGAAUCGUAUUUCUAAUGACGUGGCGGCGGCUGUUAAGUACAACAAGGACGAGCACGGUAAGGAAGUCGGCAACGAGUGUCCUGUGUGCCUAUCGGCGUUCGUCGACGGCGAGAAGGUCCGGCAACUCGCCGCCUGUAAACACUCUUUUCAUGUAGAUUGCAUCGAUAUGUGGCUCUAUUCUCACCCCAAUUGCCCUGUUUGUCGCGCCACCGUCGCCAUCGCCGUUAAACGGCCGAUUAACAACCGAGCACCGCCGCGACCAGCGGCUUCUAGGAACGACGAUUACCAGCAAGGUCUGCCGGAUGCCGGCAAUUUAGUUUGAAAAAUCUUCUUCUUCUUUCGACGUAGAGAGGUCCGAUUGCUGCAAAAUCGAACCACAUAGAAAAUUAUUUCCAGAACUCGUCUCGAUUUCGUGAAAUUUUGUAGAAAAAUUCCAAUUAAAUGGGUCCCCAUUUCAUAUAAUUUUGAAAUUUGGAUUGAAUUUGAUUCAAUCCAAAUCGCAAAAGGCUGUUUUUCUUGGUGUUACACGUGUUGAUAUUAUAUAUCAUUUUCCACUUUAGCUUUAAUUAA
This is a messenger RNA of Cucurbita moschata (crookneck pumpkin), 825 nucleotides long. Its product is annotated as RING-H2 finger protein ATL33-like. Gene Ontology annotation, biological process: protein ubiquitination. NCBI's taxonomy places the organism in Eukaryota, Viridiplantae, Streptophyta, Magnoliopsida, Cucurbitales, Cucurbitaceae. The record is from RefSeq and is a predicted model, not a curated record. The transcript has a single exon. Bases 26 to 577 code for a protein of 183 amino acids.